AACAUCAUCAGCUCUGUACAAAGAUCUCAUAGCUUCUUUUCCAAGACAAUCGGGAUCAAAAGAAGUUAGGAGAAAUUUGCUCCCUCCUUGGAACCGGCCGCUGCAAUGGACGUCCAGCCUCAUCUGGGUCCAGCUGCGGCCAAGCGGAGUCGGAGAAAAGACGAAACAGUCAAGUUUUUGCCAGCCCUACCCACUCACCGGGCAAAACCGUCAUGGCAGCAGACGCAGCCCUCCUUUAAGUUGUUUUCUGGCGGCCCACCGUCCAUGAUGUCAGCGGGCACUUCUGGGGACCCUUGGACUACUACUGGUCUGCCUCCUCUGAAGGACAGGACUGGUACCAGACCUCUGCCACCAUCCGCUGCUGAGACACUUCACACUGGUCAGAAGAGGCCACGGAGUCGCUCAUGGGAGCCUCAGUCCCAGCUGACCCCCAUCUCCAAAAGAAGAGGAGGCGGGGCCACUGGAGUUAGACCACUCCCCCCAACCAGCAGACAACAUCAGCGGUCCCAAACUGCUGGCUCAGCAUUCUCCAGACCCAGGAAACAGAGAGAGCAAUUCAGGAGUGCCCUCGUCAGACUCAUACUACAUGGGAAAGGAGUGGAUGAGGAGGAAGAAGAGGGAAGAGAGGGGCCAGUCACUGGUCGGUCGUCUUCCCCUACCAGUGCAGAUAUUGACCUCCUGCGCUACCUGUACUACAUCAACAAUGGAGUGGACACGGAGCACGUGGCUCCGCUGGAGGACUCCUGGAUAUCCAACAUAUUGGCCAGGGUCGGCUCUGGGACAGACCCGGCCGGGAACUCUCUCGUGACAAAGUUCUCUGGCGGUGUUGAGUUCCUCUCAGAUGAAGUGAGGGAAGAAUAUCUCCUCUCAGUCAAGAAAUCCAUCGUGGACUUUGUUCUGAAAGACCCGAGGCCCAAACAGCAGACGGCGGAAGUCCCCAAGUUGCCCCACAGGCAGGAACUGGAGGUGGUUCCAAAACCCUGGAACCAAACCUUCCUCACGGCGGGGAUGGCCAUGUCAGAGACUCUGUUUGUCACCAACCCCACUGUGGCUGCCAUGCUCAGGAUCUGGCACCAGGAGUACACACACUACCGACUGGUAAACUGUGCGGGUCUCCUGAGCAGAAGCGAGGUGUACGAGAUGGCCGACUUUGACCGAGUGGUCAAGAGAGACCUCGAGAGCUCCAAAACCCUCCUCACCACAAAGUGGCUACCGGCGCUGCAGAACAUCUUCUUCCUGGGAAACAAGAGGAAACAGAUCCCACUGGACCACCUGGAGGCCUUCUUUGACGGCAUCGCCGUGGUGAUGACCAAUCAGCUGCGAGAGAUGACGCUGGCGAGCAUAGCCGACUACCUGCAUGUCUUCUGCCCUGUCAAGGAAGAGAAGUGUGCGGGGAUAUUCUCGGGGUUCUCGCUCAACCUUGUCGUUAGUGGCACUGUUCUCAAGUUUGAGCCCGAUCCAAGUGGAUUUGAGGUGCUGGUGACAAACACAUUUGACAAGAUGCUGACAGUGGUGAACUGUGUGCCUCGUGUGGAGACAAAACUCUACCCCAACGAGGGCUCCACUCCUGCAAAACCAAACCUCUCCCCGACCAUCUCUCCACAGCUACUCACUGAUGCGAAAGCAAAGGUCAAGGUGGUGCUGGAAGAAGGGAUGAAGGGACCACAAGAACACAUCAAGAGAUUUGAGAAGUACCAGCCACUGAUCACAAGAGAGGCAGAGGAUGAGGCAGAGAAGUUCAUGAAAGAAGAGCACACUUUCUUGGAGUACGAGAAGCAGGUCUACAAGUACCAGGAGCUUGUGUCUGAGCUGCAGUAUGAAGUGGAGAAGCUGGUUCCACUGGGUCUGUUUGAGCUCCACUGUGACGAGGCAGUUCGCAGUCUGGCCAAGAGGGCCUCUGACAUCAUAACCCAGCUCCUGACUCGCAUGGCUCAGGAAAACCAGAGACUCAACCAGCAACUGCGCAAGGAGUAUGAGGCCAUAGCCGACAAGGCCCUGACCACGCCCACAGACACGGAGCACCUGAUGGCUCUGAAAGAGGAGAUGUCGGCCGCCACGGAGAAGACUCUGCCUCAGCUGGAGACCAGAGUCAUCGAGGCCAGACACAGAGUGGAAUUCUUAUUGGAGCACACGACAGUGUCCCACUCUGAGGUGAAGCUGAAUGUGGACACCUUCCGCUGGCUGGAGAGGAUCCCUCCCAUCCUGGAGGAACACAAUGACAUCAUCACACGCAGUCGCAAAGAGAAAGAGGACGCCCUCAAGUUCCGCAGGGAUCGGUUCAAGGCGGAGCUGGAGAGCUACGAGAAGCAGCUCAAGGAGUUUGAGACGUUCGGGGACCUCCAGGAGGUCCGCCGCUACCAGAAGAAGGCCCAGGCCAUGAAGACCCGGCUGGACGAGGCCCUGGAGAAGAUCGAGGGUUUCAACACCGAGGAGGAUGCCUUUGACUGGGAGAGGUCGCAGUACCCUCAGAGGAACAAGCUGGUCAACACUCUGGACCCCUACCACAAGCUGUAUAGCACCAUCAUCGAGUUCCAGAACAAACACGACGGGUGGAUGGAUGGUCCGAUGAGCGGGGUGGACCCCGAUCAGGUGGAGAAUGAUGUGGGGAGCAUGUGGAGGACCCUCUACAAGAUGGAAAAGUCCUUAUCAGAGUACCCCAACCCUCUCAAGAUGGCUCAGAAAACCAAGACUCGUGUGGACAACUUCAAGGAGCUGCAGGGUCUGAUAGCAGCUCUCUUCAACCCAGGUCUCCGGGGACCGUCACUGGGAGAAGAUGAGCUCCAUCGCUGGACAAGACCUCCACCCCACUGAGGACUCGAGCCUGCGUAAGUAUGUUGAGAUGAACCUGGAGACUCACCUGGAGCAGUUUGAGAACAUCAGCGAGGCAGCCAGCAAGGAGUUUAGCCUCGAGAAGGCCAUGAACAGGAUGAUGGAGGAGUGGGGAGCGGUGGAGUUCAUUCUGAUAAGCUAUCGUGAGACGGGCACAAAGAUACUCUCCUCCAUUGACGACAUUCAGAAUCUGCUAGACGACCACAUCGUCAAGACACAGACAAUGAUGGGGUCUCCUUUCAUCAGACCCUUUGAUGAAGAGAUCAAGGAGUGGGAAGGGAAGCUGCUGUUGGUGCAGGAGAUUCUCGACGAGUGGCUCAAGGUCCAGGCCACCUGGCUCUAUUUGGAGCCCAUCUUCUCCUCACCGGACAUCAUGGCCCAGAUGCCAGAGGAGGGACGCAGGUUCAACCAGGUGGACAAGAACUGGAGAGACAUCAUGAAACAGGCUGACCCGGACACCCAUGUGCUGGUGGUUAUCACGAUCGACAAGAUGUUGGAACGACUCAAGAAGUCCAACGAACUUCUCGAACUCAUCAUCAAGGGUCUCAAUGAGUAUCUGGAGAAGAAACGACUCUACUUCCCGAGGUUCUUCUUCCUCUCCAAUGACGAGAUGCUCGAGAUUCUCUCAGAGACCAAGGACCCGACUAGGGUUCAGCCGCAUUUGAAGAAGUGUUUUGAGGGUAUUGCUCGUCUGACGUUCACCAAGGAUUUGGACAUAACCCAGAUGAGGAGCACAGAGGGAGAAGAGGUUCCCCUGAAUAAGGUGAUCUCUACCUCAGAGGCCAGAGGACAGGUUGAGAAGUGGCUGCUGCAGCUGGAAGGGAUCAUGGUCUCCAGUAUACACAUGGUGAUUGAGAAGGCUCUGGUUUCCUAUGCCGAGGUUCCUCGAGUGGAGUGGGUGGUGGGCUGGCCAGGCCAGGCCGUACUCUGCGUGUCUCAGAAGUACUGGACUGCUUUUGUCCACGAGGCCAUCAGGGGCGGACAAAAGGCCUUGGAAGACUACCUGGAGGUAAACAACAAGCAGAUCGACGACAUUGUCAAGAUGGUGAGAGGGAAGCUUAGCAAGCAGAACAGGACCACCCUCGGGGCUCUGGUGGUACUGGAUGUCCACUCCAGGGAUGUCCUGGCCAAACUUGUCGCUGACAAGGUAUCGAGUGAGAUGGACUUCAACUGGCUGAGUCAGAUGAGGUACUAUUGGGAGGAGGAGCACAUCAUGACUCGGAUGAUCAACUCCCAGCUGGCCUAUGGCUACGAGUACCUCGGAAACUCUGCCAGACUCGUCAUAACUCCACUGACUGACAGGUGCUAUCGUACUCUAUUUGGAGCUCUCCAUCUCCACCUGGGCGGGGCUCCUGAGGGCCCGGCUGGCACGGGCAAGACAGAGACAGUGAAAGAUCUGGCCAAAGCUGUAGCCAAGCAGUGUGUGGUGUUCAACUGCUCUGAUGGACUGGACUACAUAGCUCUCGGGAAGUUCUUCAAGGGACUGGCAUCGUGCGGUGCCUGGUCGUGCUUCGACGAGUUCAACCGCAUCGACCUGGAGGUGCUGUCAGUGGUGGCCCAGCAGAUCAUGACGAUCCAGCGAGGGAUCAGCUCUGGGAGCAACACUCUCCUCUUUGAGGGCACAGAGAUCAAGCUGGACCCCACUUGCGCCGUGUUCAUCACAAUGAACCCUGGAUAUGCAGGUCGUUCAGAGCUCCCAGAUAAUCUGAAGGCUCUGUUUCGAACGGUGGCCAUGAUGGUGCCAGACUACGCCAUGAUUGCAGAGAUUGUGCUCUACUCGUGCGGGUUUGUCAACGCCAGACCGCUCUCGGUCAAGAUUGUAGCCACGUACCGACUCUGCUCGGAGCAGCUCUCCUCCCAGCACCACUACGACUAUGGGAUGAGGGCCGUCAAGUCUGUCUUGACUGCUGCAGGAAACUUGAAGCUAAAGUACCCAGAUGAGAACGAAGACAUCCUCAUGCUCAGAUCAAUCACAGACGUCAACCUGCCCAAGUUCCUGUCCCACGAUCUCCCUCUGUUUGAGGGAAUCACGUCGGAUCUGUUUCCCGGCGUGAAGCUCCCUGAGCCUGACUACUCCAUCCUGGCCCCUGCCUGCCGCGCCGCCUGCGAGAGGAUGAACCUCCAGUGUACCAAGAUCUUUCUGGACAAGGCACUGCAGAUCUAUGAGAUGAUGAUUGUCCGUCACGGUUUCAUGAUUGUUGGGGAGCCGUUUGGAGGCAAGACCUCUGCAUACAGAGUUCUUGCUUCAGCUCUCACGGAAAUCUGCGAGAAGGGUCUGAUGGGUGAAAACAAGGUCCAGAUCAUAGUCAUCAACCCGAAAUCAAUCACCAUGGGGCAGCUGUACGGGAGAUUCGACCCAGUCUCCCACGAGUGGUCCGAUGGAAUCCUCGCCGUCAGCUACAAGACUUUUGCCAACUCUAGCACACCGGACCGCAAGUGGCUCAUUUUCGACGGGCCGGUGGAUGCCAUCUGGAUCGAGAACAUGAACACUGUGCUGGAUGACAACAAGAAGCUGUGUCUGAUGAGUGGAGAGAUCAUCCAGCUCUCUCCCACCACCAACCUCAUCUUUGAGCCCAUAGACCUCGAAGUCGCCUCACCUGCUACAGUGUCCAGGUGUGGUAUGGUAUACAUGGAGCCAGACAUGCUGGGUUGGGACCCUCUCCUCACCUCCUGGCUCAACACCCUCCCUCCCACAUUCACCGAGUCCCUCAGAGAGCUCAUUGUCUCACUGUACCACCGCAUGGUCCCCUCCUCCCUCGACUUUGUACGCAAGUCGGGUUUCAAGGAGCUGUCUCCUACGACAGAUGCCAACCUGACUCGCUCGCUCAUGAAUAUUCAUGAGAGUCUCCUGGAUGAGUUCAAGGACGAGGCAAAGUUCAACCAGCUGGGUCUCACCGACGAGCAAAAAGAGGCCUGGAUCAUGGGGACGUUUCUGUUUGGCAUGGUGUGGUCCAUUGGAGGCAGUGUGGGAAUCAAAGGCAGGAAGGCCUUCAACCUACUCCUGAGAGAGAUCGUCCAGGGCCCCCUCUUGCCAAAGACAAAAUCUCUCUACCACCUCUAUGAGAAGUGUGAAGCUCCCAAAAAGCCGUUUCCCGUCCCUUUCCCCGAAGAAGGGGAGGUGUACGAUUACGAGUUCGUCAAGGAGGGGCUGGGGAAGUGGGUGGCCUGGUCCACAAAGUUGGCUGAUGCUAAACCCAUUCCAAAAGACGCCCAGUUUAACUCUAUCAUCAUUCCCACUGUUGAUACAAUUCGAACCACCUACCUCAUGGAUGUGUGCGUGAAACACGAAAAGCCGUGUCUCUUCGUGGGUCCCACGGGCACUGGAAAGUCCGUCUACAUACAGGAUUACAUAUUGAACCGGCUGCCCAAGGAGACAUACAAGCCAGUCAUGAUCAACUUCUCGGCGCAGACCUCGGCCAACCAGACCCAGAACAUCAUCCUCUCCAAGCUGGACAAGAGACGCAAGGGACUGUUUGGACCUCCCAUGGGCUGCAAGACUAUUGUGUUUGUGGAUGACCUGAACAUGCCAACCAGAGAGGUGUACGGAGCCCAGCCGCCUAUUGAGCUGUUGAGACAGUGGAUGGACCACUGGAACUGGUAUGACCUCAAGGAAAACACCAAGGUGAACCUGACGGACAUUAUACUGAUAGCGGCCAUGGGUCCACCGGGAGGAGGUCGUAACCCCAUCACCCCGCGGUUCCUCCGACACUUCAACACCUUCACCAUCAACGAGUUUGAGAGCGACACGAUGAAGCUCAUCUUCAGCCGCAUCAUGGACUGGCACCUCAGCAAGAGUUUCUCGGCCGAGAUGAAAUCUCUUGGCACGCAGAUUGUGGCAGCCACCAUGGACGUGUACAAAUCGGCCAUGAGCAGCCUCCUGCCCACCCCAGCCAAGUCUCACUACCUCUUCAACCUGAGGGACUUUGCCAGGGUCAUCCAGGGAGUCCUCCUCAGUGUACCCACCUCCAUAACCGACCAGGACACACUUAAACGCUUGUGGAUCCACGAGGUGAUGCGAGUGUACUACGAUCGUCUGGUGGACGACUCUGAUAGACUCUGGCUGACCAACUUCCUCAAAGAGUGCACGCAGAACAACUUUGGCACCAACUUUGACGAGCUCUUCAAACACCUUGACUCCAACAGCGAUGGAGUGGUUGAGGAAGAUGACCUUCGAAGUCUCAUGUUCUGCGACUUUGUGGACCCCAAGAAUGACGCCAAGCCCUACACGGAGGUGGUGAACGUGGACAAACUGAGACUGGUGGCUGAGAACUUUCUCGACGAGUACAACAACAUCAGCAAGAAACCGAUGAACCUCGUCCUCUUCAGGUUUGCCAUAGAGCAUGUGUGUCGGAUCAGUCGUGUUCUGAAGCAGCCACGGAGCCACGCCCUCCUGGUGGGGGUGGGAGGGAGUGGUCGACAGUCCCUCACAAGAAUUGCAGCCUACAUGGCCGACUACGAAGUCUUCCAGGUGGAGAUUGGGAAGGGCUACACGUCGGUGGAGUGGAGAGAGGAUCUGAAAAAGAUCCUCAGGAAGAGUGCAGAGGGAGACUCCCACGCCGUCUUUCUCUUCACUGACACACAGAUCAAGGAGGAAAACUUUCUGGAGGACAUUGGAAAUCUGCUCAACACUGGGGAAGUCCCCAACAUGUUUCCCAUUGACGAGAAGAACGAGAUAUGCAGCAAGAUGCGACAGAUUGACAAGCAAAGGGAGAAGUCAAAGCAGACAGACGGGACACCGCUCUCUUUGUUCAACUUCUUUGUGGACAGAGUUAGGGAGCAGCUCCACGUGGUACUGGCCAUGAGUCCCAUCGGUGACGCCUUCAGAAACAGAGUCCGCAUGUUCCCCUCCCUCAUCAACUGCUGCACCAUCAACUGGUUCCAGAGCUGGCCAGAUGAUGCCCUCACCAUUGUGGCCCAGAGGUUCCUGGACGAAGUGGAGAUGGACGAAAGCAUCAAGGACGGCUGCGUGGAGAUGUGCAAAGAGUUCCACCAGACUACGAGGAAACUGUCAGACCGCUACCUUGCCACGCUCCAGAGACACAACUACGUGACCCCCACCUCUUACCUGGAGCUCAUCUCCACCUACAAGACCCUCCUCUCCAUGAAAAGAAGUGAGGUUCAGAAGUUGCGGCGGCGCUACGAGGUGGGACUAGACAAGCUGCAGUCAGCCAGUGACCAGGUGGCCGGGAUGCAGGAGGAACUGGAGAACCUCAAACCCAAACUGGAAGAGUCCAGCAAACAGGUGGCAGAGAUGAUGGUGGUCAUCACGAAAGAGAGCAAAGACGUGGCAGAGAAGGAGACAGUGGUGAAGGCAGAUGAGGAAGUCGCCAACAAGCAGGCCAUGGCAGCCAAGGCCAUCAAGGACGAGUGUGACGCUGACCUGGCUGAGGCCAUUCCCAUCCUCGAGUCUGCUAUCUCUGCACUCAACACUCUCAGCUCUCAGGACAUCACUGUGGUUAAGACGAUGAAGAGUCCUCCAUCAGGAGUGAAGCUGGUCAUGGAGGCAAUCUGCAUUCUCAAGGGAGUCAAGCCUGACAGGAUCCCCGACCCUUCCGGCUCUGGGAAGAAGAUUGAGGAUUUUUGGGGGCCAUCCAAAAAGUUGCUGGGAGACAUGAAAUUCCUCCAGUUACUCAAGGAAUAUGACAAGGACAACAUCCCGCAAGCUUACAUCACUAAAAUCCGCAACGAGUAUGUCACCAAUCCGGACUUUGACCCCCCCAAGAUCAAGAACGCAUCCACAGCAGCGGAAGGCCUGUGCAGAUGGGUCCUUGCCAUUGAGAAAUAUGAAAAAGUGGCUCGAGUAGUGGCUCCAAAGAAAGCCAAACUAAAGGAAGCCGAGGCAGAGCUCAAAGUGGCUAUGGAGUCCCUGAACAAGAAGAGGGCAAACCUGAGGGCAGUGCAGCAGAAACUGGCAGACCUCCGGGCACAGUUUGACGAGAACAUGGCCAAGAAAGAGCAGCUGGAGAGAGAUGUCGACAUGUGCACCAAGAAACUCGACCGGGCUGAGAAGCUGAUAGGUGGUCUUGGAGGAGAGAAGACGAGGUGGUCACAGGCUGCCAAGGACCUCGGCAUCCAGUACAAUAACCUGACUGGAGAUGUUCUGGUGUCGUCUGGUAUUGUGGCCUACCUCGGAGCCUUCACCUCUGCCUUCAGAUCUGAUCAAACAAAGAUGUGGUGCAAAAUGUGUGUACAGCGCAACAUUCCCUGCUCCUCUGAUUUCUCCCUCACCUCUACUCUUGGACGGCAGGUCAAAAUACGCGAGUGGAACAUUGCUGGGCUGCCGACCGACUCUUUCUCUGUGGAAAAUGGCAUCAUCAUCAGUAAUGCCCGUCGCUGGCCGCUCCUGAUUGACCCGCAGGGCCAGGCCAACAAGUGGAUCAAAAACAUGGAGAAAUUGCACAACCUCCACGUCAUAAAACUCACAGACAGCGACUUUGUCCGAACGCUCGAGAACUGCAUCCAGUUUGGGAACUCCGGUUCUCCUGGAAAACGUUGGGGAGGAGAUUGACCCAAUCCUGGAGCCACUCCUCCUCAAACAGACUUUCAAACAGGGAGGCAGCAUCUGUAUCAAGCUGGGAGACAGCACCAUCGAGUACUCCAAGGACUUCCGGUUCUACAUUACCACCAAGCUGAGGAACCCACACUACCUCCCAGAGACCUCAGUCAAGGUGACUCUGCUGAACUUCAUGAUCACAAUGGAGGGUCUGCAGGACCAGCUGCUGGGGAUCGUGGUGGCAAGAGAGAGGCCAGAGCUGGAGGAGGAGAAGAAUCAGCUCAUCCUCCAGUCUGCACAGAACAAAAAGUA
Geodia barretti is the source of this 9634-nucleotide messenger RNA. The record is from the annotation of a GenBank genome assembly. Lineage: Eukaryota; Metazoa; Porifera; Demospongiae; Tetractinellida; Geodiidae.